AUGGUGGCUAGAGCUCAUGACGUGGCGGCUAAAGCAUUAAGGGGUUGUUCUACUUGCUUGAACUUUGCUGACUCUGCUUGGAGGUUGCCUAUCCCAGCUUCCUCCUGCACCAAGGAUAUUCAGAAGGCGGCCGCUGAGGCCGCCGAAUCUUUCCGACUGCCACUAAAGUCGGAAAGAGUUUCAGGAGAAUACAUAUACACUCCUGAAACACCACAAAGUAUGUUCUUUUUGGAUGAGGAAGCGCUCUACUACAUGCCGGGAUUACUUGCGAAUUUAGCCCAAGGAAUGAUGCUACCUCCACCUCAAUGUUUAGAAAUCGGAGAUCAUGCCGAAAUUGAUGAUGACAUGUCUUUAUGGAGUUAUAUUUAAAUAAUUAAUUCUGGUUA
Molecule: messenger RNA, 386 nt
Organism: Lycium ferocissimum
Lineage: Eukaryota; Viridiplantae; Streptophyta; Magnoliopsida; Solanales; Solanaceae
Product: dehydration-responsive element-binding protein 1B-like
Exons: 2
Coding region: 1-369 (122 amino acids)
Molecular function (GO): DNA-binding transcription factor activity
Source: RefSeq, a predicted model, not a curated record